AUGCCGCACUCAGUGUCGCCUGCUGGAUCGUCUGAACGAAAAGAUGAGGAAAUGGCCGAUGUCCCUGCGGCGUCUGCUCCAGAGGGAGGUGUCAAAUUGGAGGACAUGUUUGACGGCGAUGAUGACGAGGAGUUCCCGGCUUCCAGUGCGCAGGACGUGAAGAUGGAGUCGUCCCCAGUCCCAGCGCCAGCAGGGCCUGCCCCUGUCCCGAGCGGCGUUGACACCGACGUGAUGCUCAUGUUCUACCAGCGCCUUUUCCCAUUCCGAUAUCUGUUUCAGUGGCUGAACCACGGCAUUGUGCCCACCCGAGACUUUGGCAAUCGAGAGUUUGCUCUGACUCUCCAGAACGAUGCCUACCUCCGAUACCAGUCCUACCCCACCGCGGAUCUUUUCCGAAAGGAUAUUCUCAAGAUGAACCCAUCUCGCUUCGAAAUCGGUCCUGUAUAUAGCACAAACCCCCGUGACCGCAAAACACUCAGAGGCGGCCAGAUGAAGCCGGUAUCCAAAGAGCUGGUUUUCGAUAUCGAUAUGACGGAUUACGACGAUAUUCGAACAUGUUGUCAAAAGGCAAAUAUUUGCCACAAGUGUUGGGCGUUCGUGACAAUGGCAAUCAAGGUCAUCGAUACCUCCCUGCGGGAGGACUUCGGGUUCGACCACAUUCUCUGGGUCUACUCCGGUCGACGUGGUGCUCACGCCUGGGUUUGCGAUCCAAGUGCGCGGUCUUUGCCUGACGAUCGGCGCAGGGCGAUUGCAGGCUAUCUCGAAAUUCUCCGCGGAGGCUCAUCAAGCGGUAAAAAAGUGAACCUGAAGCGGCCGCUCCACCCGCAUGUUACGCGGAGCCUCGAGCAACUCAAGAACCAUUUCGCUCAGACUACCUUGGUCGACCAAGAUACUUUUGCUAGUACUGAGCAGGCUGAGAAACUCCUGUCAUUACUUCCAGACAAAUCCUUGAAUGAGGCCCUGCGGAGGAAAUGGGACUCGUCCCCAGACCGCCCCAGUACCAGCAAAUGGGCAGAUAUCGAUGCUUUGGCAAAGACUGGAAAGAGUAGCACUCUGAAGCCUGCGACGCUCCGGGACGCGAAGCAGGAUAUUGUCCUGGAAUAUACCUACCCCCGUCUCGAUGCCGAAGUCAGCAAGAAGAUGAUUCACUUGCUGAAGAGUCCCUUCGUCAUUCAUCCUGGCACUGGCCGAGUCUGUGUACCCAUCGAUCCUAAGAAGGCUGAUGAAUUUGACCCUCUGUCCGUGCCUACCGUGAUGGAACUCCUCGCGGAGAUUGACGCGUACGAUGCGAAAUAUCCUGCGGGUACCCAGGAGGUCGAAAUGCCCGAUAUGGAGGGAAGUGCGAUGAACUCGGAUGCCAAGAGUACUCGUAAGCUACAGGAUUACGAGAAGACCCGCUUAAAGCCAUACAUUGAUCACUUCCGGUCCUUUAUCGCUGGUCUGCUCAAGGAGGAGCGUGUGGCCAAGCGAGAACGCGACGACACUGCCCCGGCAGUAAAAGCCGAUCCAAUGGAAUUUUGA
Messenger RNA from Penicillium cinerascens, 1521 nucleotides. Its product is annotated as DNA primase subunit PRI1. Lineage: Eukaryota; Fungi; Ascomycota; Eurotiomycetes; Eurotiales; Aspergillaceae. The record is from RefSeq and is a predicted model, not a curated record. Gene Ontology annotation, biological process: DNA replication, synthesis of primer. The transcript has 3 exons. The coding region runs from base 1 to 1521 and encodes 506 amino acids. Gene Ontology annotation, cellular component: alpha DNA polymerase:primase complex.